AUACUCCCAAUGCCCCCUUGAUUAUCCUCCUUCCAGCUUAACGCGGUGGAUAUUCGGGCAUCUGAGACUUCCCAGCUGUAGCGGGCGAAUGUGAAGGCCUGUAAGAUCAGUUGCAUAUAUAAAGCGUCCAGCGACGCGUCCAUUCCGAGCAGGAACGUCUUCUCGACCUGACAAUAACACACAUAAUAAGGGCGACAUGGCUCUGUGGACAGGCUUUCCUGCCAGCAUUGGACUGCCACAGAGAUCAGAUUCUUGUCCUGUGGUUCGCAAGCCGCUGAAAUGCCGUGCUAUGAGCGAAGACUUUGAGAGGAAACUAUCCUGUCGGUUUAUCAUCCCGGAUGAAAUCCUGUCCAAAGAGGCUGAUCAGCCUUAUGACGAUUCAGUCUUAAUGAAGAUGCCGCACGAAAUCCUCCUUACCAUAUACGACAGCUUGGCCCACGCCCCUUCUCAGGUUGCUCUGGCGUUGACCUGCAAACGAAUGGGUACGGUUGCCAGAGACGUCCAUCUACAUCUGUCAGCCACCUCGCCGAAGUACGCUGGGUUCCUUCCGAAAAGCGUUUUCGACGUUCCUGACCUGAUGGCACAACUGAAACCCUGGAUGCCUGUCGAUCUGCGUCUGUGCAAUCACUGCUUGACAAAUCGACCGUGCCAUGAGGAGUACUGGAAUGGAAUUGUUGGUUGUGAGAUUAGCAACUUUUGGAUCCAGAAGACAGGGUGGAAUUUCCAUGAUGCCAGCUGGCAUAAGCAAGUCCACGAUAUCUGCCCUGCUUGCCAUGUCAACUGUACCUUGAGCGACUACGUUGAUUGCGACGGCUGCCGAGCCCUGGGUAGACUGGGCGACAUCGAUUGGACCAGAGUGUCCGACUCUUGGCGAAGGAGGACUGAGGCGGAGCUCAGGGCGGGUCAUUUUGCGACGGGUCAGGCAUGAAAGAGAAGCUGCCCUCAUCCUCCGAGAUCGAGCUUCCGUAUGAGGUUGGCCGCGAGUGCGGUCGAUGAGCUUCCAUCGAUAUGCUGUACGUGGAUCGUUGUGGCGGACUGGUUGACUUUUCACGUUGUCCUGGAGCAUGCAUGCUCGCGCAGCUAGAGUCGGCCGCUGCCCCAAGAUGAGAAGUCGGCCCAGGUUGCGACCGGCACUACGCAACGACCAAGAAUGAAGCGAGAAAGAGCCAAUGAUUCAGCAUAUUUUCCGACCUGGGGUCUAUCACAUCAUCGUCAACCAAUAUAACUCAUCAGACAAGUCUGAGUACUUGGAUUGCUCGGCCAUCAAAGUGGGCGUCCAAGUAACUCAGGGGUUGAUGUUGUUGCCCACCCGCCAACGGCAUAUUCUCCGUUCAUUCAUAAUAAUGCGCAAAUUUCGGCACAAAAUACCGGCUUGGUGGUGUAGGAAAGUGAAGCCUUUUCCCUCAACACAUGGCUCCUACUAACAGCAUUACAGUUGGUUAUCACAUCUCCUUAACAUUUCACAUACGGAGAAGGUCUUGAGUUCGAGCCUCAACCGAGUCAACUUUCUUUUUUGCCCCCUCUCCAAAGGGAGUAUACAACUGAGGUGGACUCGGAUGAUUUUUCUUUUUUUCAUGUUGGUGAGAAUGAGGAUGUGGUGCAGCUCUUGGCGAGGUGGAGCGUUGUGUUGAUAUCAGAUGGAUCUCUUCCGAGCCGACAGUGAAAUUCUUUUGUACUCUACAACACGGCUAUAAUGGGACCAAACGUCGUUCAGAUAUCGACCAUGAGGCGGCAGCCGAAUGACCGUGGUGCAAUCCUCUAGGCCGUGAGUUAGCUAUAGGGCUGCAAUAGAACACCAAAAGAGCGUUGUCCAUUUGACAUCCGAGUGAGUUAGAGUCGUCGUUGUGAUUCCAGUCUACUUUUUAGUCACGUGAAGCGUGUUGCACCUCAUC
Molecule: messenger RNA, 1892 nt
Organism: Exophiala xenobiotica
Lineage: Eukaryota; Fungi; Ascomycota; Eurotiomycetes; Chaetothyriales; Herpotrichiellaceae
Exons: 3
Coding region: 197-928 (243 amino acids)
Source: RefSeq, a predicted model, not a curated record